AUGGAAACAAAUAAACCGAAAAAGGCUUUAAAUAAUAGUAAGAAGAAUGAAUCUGUGCGUGAAUCAACAGAUGAUGCAGCUAAAAGAGGUGUCAAAUCACCUCCAUGGAUAAACAAAGCAAAUCAAAUAAAAAAAGUUAAUCCCGUUGGGGACUCGAAAAAUAAUAAAGAUAGUUUGAAAAAGGAAGUCCCAGAAAAUGUAGCUAUUCCUGAAAAAGGGGUUGCCGUGAUCCCUAAAGCUGUCCCCGCCAAAAAUGACAUGAAAACUGAUGGCAAAAGUGAUAUGAAAAAUGAUGGAAAAAAUGUUGCAAAAAAUGUUGCAAAAAAUGACAGUGCCAAAAAUGAUGGAGAGGUAAAGGACCUGAAAAUGGACAAAAAUCAAUUGGACGAAAUCCGAAUAUUAGUUAAUAAUGAAAGUGAAUUACAUACAUUACCAUCUGGGGCUGUUGGGAGGAGAGCCCCGUUAAAUCCAUUUUCUUCACCAAUGCUUGGGAAAUAUAGAAGAAAAAAUGUUAAUGCCAAAAAAAAAGUCAAAGAUCCGAGAUUAACUAAUAAUCCAUUAGUUGGAAGAUUAGUAGUAUGCAUAUCAACUACAGCAAUUUUAUUUUGGGUGUUUUUUUCUGAAUUGAUAUUUAAUUAUAACACAUUUAAUGGUAGAUGUAUAUCUAAAGUUUUAUAUCCAAUAUAUACAGAAAGCGUAGUGUCAAAUAGAGAGCCAUUUUUUGUAUUUUUAGGAUAUGGUGCAUGUGAAUAUAAUUUAGAAGAAUCAGCUUCCGAUAGACAUUUUAUAGGAACACAAACAGCUGAUAAUGGAUGGCCGCCAAAUAAAGUAGAAGAUAAUCCAGAUGGUCGAGGAUAUGCUACAUGGGAUUCAGUAAAUAAUCGAGUAUAUAAUCAAUUAGGAGGAUUAAAUACAAAUUAUAUUAGAAAUUAUGGAGAAAUAUAUCGUUUAUUUUGGUCUAUGUAUUUACAUGGUGGUUUAAUGCAUAUAAUAUUUAAUGUUAUAUGUCAAAUUCAAAUAUUAUGGAUGAUUGAACCAGAUUGGGGUUUUUUAAGAACAUUAUUUUUAUUUUUUAUAUCUGGUAUAACAGGUAAUUUAUUAUCAGCUGUUUGUGAUCCAUGUGGUGUUACAAUUGGAUCAUCAGGUUCUUUAUAUGGAUUAAUAGGUGCACUAUUUGCUUAUUAUGUAGAAUAUUGGAAGACUAUACCUCGACCUUGUUGUGUUAUUGUAUUUAUGAUGUUAGUUGUUAUAUUUGGAAUUUUUAUUGGUAUGUUUGGAUAUACAGAUAAUUAUGCACAUAUUGGUGGUUGCUUAGGAGGUAUUCUUUAUGGGUUUGCUACAAUCACUACAGUUUCAUCAGCUGAUAAAUGUACAUUAGGUGAACGUAUGUUAACGUCUCCACCUUUUUCAUGGUUUUUAUCGAGUGAAGCAAAACGAUUAAUUGAAGAAAAAGCUCGAGAAAAAAAAAUUAAAGGAGAAAAUUAUCGUAAAAAACAAAUAGCUAAUAAAGUUCAUAAAACAGAUGCAUUACAUACUAUUAUGUCUGUUAUGAAAAAUAGAAUAAAUGAGGAAGGCAGACCAUCAUGUAAAAUGAAGCCAAGAGAAUGGAUUGUACGUAUCACAUCUGCAUCUAUUUUAAUUAUAUUAUGGAUCGUUUUAUUUAUCUAUUUACUAGAUGAAAGUGCUUAUCGAUCUUAUACACCAAUGGGGCAAAUUAAAUUUAGUGGAGUUCAUUCUUGUUUUUGUUGUGAUGUAGUUAAGAAAAUGCCUUUAACAGAAAUGACCAAAUUAUAUUGGUGUUUUAGCAGUCAGGAAGCAUUUGAUUAUUAUUGCAAGGAAUGA
Plasmodium vinckei vinckei is the source of this 1842-nucleotide messenger RNA. Its product is annotated as rhomboid protease ROM4, putative. Gene Ontology annotation, cellular component: membrane. NCBI's taxonomy places the organism in Eukaryota, Apicomplexa, Aconoidasida, Haemosporida, Plasmodiidae. The transcript has a single exon. The coding region runs from base 1 to 1842 and encodes 613 amino acids. The record is from RefSeq and is a predicted model, not a curated record. Gene Ontology annotation, molecular function: serine-type endopeptidase activity. Gene Ontology annotation, biological process: proteolysis.